AGGCACAAGAUGUGGCUGCUCAUUGCAGUCUUGUUCCUCGUACAAGCACCGGCGAGCUCCGAAGGCGCCACCAAGCAGAAGAAGGCUCUGAACCCCGAGGCUCUCAUGAACGUUAGCCAAAUCAUCUGCCACAGAGGGUACCCCAGCGAGGAGUAUGAAGUGCUGACUCGUGAUGGCUACUACAUCCACCUGAACAGAAUUCCUCAUGGAAGAGAAAAGCCUAAGAACAGAGGGGCCAAGCCAGUCGUGUUUCUCCAGCACGGGAUAUUUGGAGAAGGCAGCCACUGGGUGGAAAACCUGGCUAACAACAGCCUUGGCUUCAUACUAGCAGACUCUGGCUAUGAUGUGUGGCUGGCAAACAGCCGGGGGACGAGCUGGUCCCGGAGACACCAGCACCUUUCAGCUGACCAGGUGGAAUUCUGGGAUUUCAGCUUCCACGAGAUGGCAAUGUACGACCUCCCGGCCGCCAUCGACUUUGUGCUGCAGAAAACGGGGCAGAAGCAGCUCCACUACGUUGGCUACUCCCAGGGCUGCUCAAUUGCGUUUAUUGCGUUUUCAUCCCUGCCCGAACUGGCUCAGAAAGUCAAAAUGUUUUUUGCCCUGGCUCCAGUAGUGUCACUCAAGCACACCAGAAGUCCUUUCAUGAAGAUGCAGUUCCUCAUGGACGACAAGAUCAAGAUGAUUCCGCUGCUGCUGGGCAGAACGGACGCGUCCCUGCACAUCAGGAAGCUGUGGCGCUUUCUCCCGGAGCUGUGCAGGCACUCGCUGCUGCACAGGCCCUGUGCCAACCUCCUCUUCCUGCUGGGUGGCUACAACGAGAAGAACCUCAACAUGACACGGCUGGACGUGUACACAUCCCACUAUCCAGAUGGCACCUCUGUCAAAAACGUCAUCCACUGGGCCCAGGUGAUAAAAUCCGGAGAAUUCAAAGCCUUUGACUACGGCAGCGAGAACCCAGCUAGGUACCACCAGGACACACCGCCCUUGUACCGCGUGGAGGAGAUGCCAGUGCCCACGGCGGUGUGGUCGGGAGGGCAGGACUGGGCCGCUGACUGGAGGGACGUGCUGCAGCUGCUGCCCCGCAUCAGCCACCUCGUCACCUACACCCACAUCCCCGACUGGAACCACUGGGACUUCAUCUGGGGCCUGGACGCCCCUGGGCGCCUCUACAGCAGCAUCCUGAAGCUGAUGGAGGGGUCCUGGUAGAGUGGCGGCUCCCGGGGGAGGUGCUGGUGGCCUGGCCCCUGUCCCUCAGCUGAGACAGCCCGAGGAGGGCGUGGGACACUCCCUGCUGUCCCCUCCUUCCUGCUGGCCUGACACGCUUGUGGUGAUGGUGCUUUCUACACGUCCCUUGGUUCUUGGGUCUCUCCUCCUUGCCUGGGAGCUCCUCAAGCACCGGUGGCACCGUGCUGGGAGGGCAGCACCGGGGUCAUCCGAGGCACCGGAGCAGGCAGGAGCCACCGGCCUGCUGGAAGGGCCCCAGCAUGAUGGUGCUGACCCAGGGACACAUGGGGACCCUGCCAUGACCCCCCCAGUGGCUGCCCAGUGAGUUGUGGAUUAGAGCAGCCAGCCUGUGAGGAGGUGGGAGGCAGCUGAGCCUGUUGGGUCUGGCUGUGGGGGGACAGGCUGAGAGCAGCCCGCCAGCCAUGGCACACAAAGGAGUGCAGGGGGUGCAUCAGGCCAAACCCUUCUCGGCAACAGCAACAGGGGUUCUGGCCCCAGACUGCAGCCCAGGGGGUUCAGGUUGGAUUUGGAGAAUCCUUUUUCCCCGAGACAC
Motacilla alba alba is the source of this 1777-nucleotide messenger RNA. Its product is annotated as lipase member M-like. Lineage: Eukaryota; Metazoa; Chordata; Aves; Passeriformes; Motacillidae. The transcript has 9 exons. Gene Ontology annotation, molecular function: hydrolase activity, acting on ester bonds. The record is from RefSeq and is a predicted model, not a curated record. The coding region runs from base 10 to 1206 and encodes 398 amino acids.